Messenger RNA from Anopheles maculipalpis, 1743 nucleotides. RefSeq names its product glucose dehydrogenase [FAD, quinone]-like. Gene Ontology annotation, molecular function: flavin adenine dinucleotide binding; ecdysone oxidase activity. NCBI's taxonomy places the organism in Eukaryota, Metazoa, Arthropoda, Insecta, Diptera, Culicidae. Bases 1 to 1743 code for a protein of 580 amino acids. The record is from RefSeq and is a predicted model, not a curated record. The transcript has 3 exons.
AUGCACUGGAUCAGCAGUUCACCGUUCCUGAUCGUUUCUGCCAUUGCAGGCAUAGCACAAUCCUUUUUAUGGGGGCCACUCUACAUAAAAAAGCAGCAAUGGUUACAUGAUAACUUCGUGCUACCAACGACACCAUCUUCUCCACCAAAGCCGCCGCCAUCAAGUCUACCCGAUGCGGCGAGCUAUAGGACUGUGUACGAUUUUAUUGUUGUUGGUGGUGGUACGGCCGGUUCGGUGAUCGCAAGCCGGUUGGCAGAGUUACAACAGUGGAAUAUUUUGCUAAUUGAAGCGGGUGACGCGUCCAAAGAUGGCCAGUAUCUUAGCUGGAACAUUAGAGCCGAGCCUCAGAUGCAAUCCUGUCUCGGAGAUCAUGAUCGUCGGUGCGAAAUACCGUCCGGUAAGGGAUUGGGAGGAAACACUUUGAUCAACAACAUGCUGUACGUCAGGGGUAGUGAGGAGGAUUAUGAUACGUGGGCGAAGCAAGGCAAUAAGGAAUGGGCCUACCGAAACUUACUGCCAUACUUCUUGAAGCUCGAAAAUUAUCGCAACAACGUUUCCACCGUCUUUUUCGAACGACAACAGCGCGGAAAAGGUGGUCCAGUACCAAUUCUCCGAAUGGAAGAAAAGUCUUCCCUCGUUAAUACUUUUGUCGCUGCUUGCAAUCGCAUCGGUUUACGAACGGCCGAUUACAAUACAGAAACGAACAACACCGUAGACUACGUGCAAGUAACAAACCGCCGCGGAAGGCGCAUUACAUCCACCGACGCGUACAUUUUACCCUACAAGCAACUUUUUACCAAUCUGCACAUCAUGACGUCAGCACGAGUUACCAAGGUGUUAAUCAAUUCCCGAACCAAACAAGCGGUCGGCGUGAAAGUAAUUGUUAAAGGCCAAGAGCGUAAAAUACGAGCAACCAAAGAGGUGAUUCUUUCGGCAGGACCCAUAUUCACACCCCAUCUCCUACUGCUAUCCGGCGUUGGCCCAAAAGAGCAACUGGAAGCUCUGGGUAUUCCGAUACGGGAAGAUCUACCUGUUGGGAAAAAUAUGAACCUACGAUACAUAUCAUUUCCAUUACAUUUAGCAACAAACCGAACCUUAACGACCGCUGUAUCACCAAAGAAGUUGGAAGCACUUGCAUUUGUAAACACUGAGCCACAAGCAAAACUUGAAAAUCCAAGCCAUGAAAUUCUGUUCCAGUACGAACCACGGAAUAUGCGAGAGUAUUUCUCGCUCGGACUCAUCCACUUACAGCCAGCUUCGAAAGGUUUCCUUAAACUUGCCACUGCUAACCCUAUGGACUAUCCGUUAAUCUACACUAAUUUCCUAAAUCAUCCAAACGAUAUGGAAGAAAUUUUGCGUGGCAUUGCGGAAUGUCUUAAGAUUUUACACAGUGAAGAGUUUGCAAAGCUAGGUUUAAGGACAAGAAAACUAAAAGCUCCACCGUGUGAUCAGCUUCGGUACGGUACAGACGAAUAUUGGCGCUGUGUGGUACGGCAUGUAGGUCAUGCAGCAGAUCAACCGUACGGCACCUGUCCUAUGGGCAGCAGAGAAAACGGCCAAUCAGUGGUAUCGGCAGAGUUAAAAGUCCAUGGCAUUGAAAAUCUGCGAAUAGUCGAUGCCAGUGUAAUGCUGCCGGUUUCCAAUGGUCAUACGCAGGCUACGGUGUACGUGAUAGCAGAAAAGGCAUCUGAUUUGAUAAAAAAUUCUUGGGACUGGGGCAACGAACUUGAACGGCGCCUGUAG